AUGCUUGAGACGAUGCCCAGACUUCUCCGGAAGCUAUUUGGGCGGCCCAAAUCGACGAAACGAACCGAACUCCCACCUAACUUCCAACACGACGACGCAGCCCCUAAUCCGUCCGGAAACCCGCAGAGCCCGUCUUUCCCGGACGGAGUGAAGGUCCUGCACGACUGCCCCGGCGCCACUGUUGACAUCUGCUUUGUCCACGGUCUAACCGGAGAUCGGGAGAGCACAUGGACAGCCCGUGGGCACUCUGCGUCCUGGCCUGAGACUCUCCUGCCGUCAAAUCUCGGCAAAAGCCGCAUCCUCACGUAUGGCUACGACGCAUACGUCGUGCGGAAGGGAGUCGCAGGGUCGAAUCGGCUUCUUGACCAUGCAGCAAACCUUUUACACGACCUGACCAUGGACCGAGAACUCAACGACGCGUCAUCCCGUCCUCUCAUCUUUGUCGCCCAUAGCCUCGGCGGCCUCGUCUGCAAGAAGGCCAUUCUUCUUUCGCGGAAUAACCCGGAAGCUCAUCUUCGCGGUAUCUUCGGUUGCACCAAGGGCAUCAUAUUCAUGGGCACCCCUCACAAGGGAGCUUGGAUGGCGGACUGGGCUAAGAUACCAGCGUCGGCCCUCGGUCUUGCUAAAGUCGCCAACAAAUCGCUUCUUGAGAUUCUUCAAACAGACAAUCAACUCCUCGAGUCCGAUCAGCUUGAGUUCUGGUCAAUGGUACGAGAAUUGCGGGAAGGUGGCAGACGUUUCGAGGUCACCUGCGCCUUCGAGGAACUCCCUUUGCCUGUGGUCGGGAAAGUCGUGUCCAAUACAUCAGCCACCCUUGAAGGGUAUGCUUCCUUCAGCAUCCACGCCAACCAUAGUGGAAAAUACAACUCGAGCUUGUUGAAAUGCCUCCAGUCGCUGGCCUUUCCACAAAUGCAUGACCGGUCCAACGAAAUUGACAGCGCUGCCGCGAGGACGUGCGAGUGGUUGCUUCGACAUGAAAAAUACACCACCUGGGCCGCUUGCCACCAAGGCUUGCUCUGGAUUAAAGGAAAACCGGGCUCCGGAAAAUCCACUGUGUUGAAACAUGCACUCAAAAACCACAAAGCUGGAGACGGCGCCCUCGUCAUCUCAUUCUUCUUCCAUGGUCGCGGAAAUGAACUUCAGAAGACCCCUCUUGGCUUCUUUCGGUCUCUUCUUCAUCAGAUCCUUGAGAAAGCUCCUGACGCACUGCAGGAUCUCGUCUGCGUAUUCGAAUCCAAGUGCAGGAACAAUGGCAAACAGGGUGCUGGCUGGCAUUGGCACGAGGGAGAAUUACGACCCUUCUUCCAGGAGUCACUUUUCAAGGUCUUGAGGAUCCGUCCAGUUUGGUUGUUUGUUGACGCCUUGGACGAGUGCGGCAAAGACAAUGCGGUUAAGCUUGUUGGAAUCUUCAGUAGCUUGCUGAAGAGUCUCCAAUCCGAGCCCGAGGAUCUCCAGCAGUUCCAUAUCUGUUUUUCUUGCCGGCACUAUCCAAUCCUGGAUUUGGACGAGAGCAAGUUCGAAAUCUGCACCGAGCACGAAAACGAAAGGGACAUCUCAGCUUUUGUGGAAGACAAACUUGCCAUAUUUCGUGCGGGACCAUCAUCCAAGAUGCCGGGUUUGAUCACGUCGCGCGCCUCGGGCGUCUUCAUGUGGGCACGUCUUGUGGUGGAACAGAUUCUAGACCUCGAGCGCGAUGGCGCCGGGAUAGCGAGAAUGGAAGCGGCCAUCUCCGCUCUCCCUCCCAACCUCGACGAGCUAUACCGACAACUUGUUCAAGGCAUGGAAAUGCGCUCCAAGAAGCUGAUUCAAUGGGUCUGCUUUGCCACUCGACCCUUACACAUCGACGAACUGCGAUUGGCAAUGGUUAUCGAGGAUGAUUGCCCAUACCGAUCACUACGGGAGUGCGAGAGGGCAGAAGACUACGUCGCCGAUAGUGCCCGAAUGAAAAGGCAAGCCCAAACACUCAGCCGGGGCCUUGUCGAGGUCAACCACGCCCAGACCGUCCAGUUCAUCCACGAGUCUGUCAAGGAUUUCUUCUUUGGCGAUGGCUUAUCAGCCUUGGGCGAUGAUGGAACAUUGACCGAGGCGGCAGUUCAAGCGCAUCUCCGGUUCUCCAAAAUCUGCCUACGCUAUCUGUCGAUGGAGGAGAUUGUCCAAGACAAAAGGGGCUUGAGCAAUGACAAUUUCCCCUUCUUGGGUUACGCCGUAACCUCAUGGAUGACGCAUGCAGAGCACUGCGAUGCUGUAAGCGUCCCGAUCGUCCCACGAGAUGACCUUCUCGCGCUGUUCACUUGGCCAUCGAACGCCCUCGUAGGGUCAAUAACAGCUUUCGUCGUACACCACUGUCUUGGGCCGCGAAGGGGGGCCAUGAGGCCGUUGUACGGCUACUCCUUGAUACCGGCAAAGUCGAUGUUGAUAACAAAGACAUUCAUGGUUGGACACCACUGUCGUGGGCCGCGAACGAGGGGCCAUGAGGCCGUUGUACGGCUACUCCUUAAUACCGGCAAAGUCGAUGUCGAUAAUAAGGACCGUUGGGGUAGGGCACCACUGUCGCGGGCCGCGGAGGAGGGCCAUGAGGCCGUUGUACGGCUACUCCUUGAUACCGGCAAAGUCGAUGUUGAUAACAAAGACAAUUAUGGUUGGACACCACUGUCGUGGGCCGUGAACGGGGGCCAUGAGGCCGUUGUACGGCUACUCCUUGAUACCGGCAAAGUCGAUGUUGAUAACAAAGACAAUUAUGGUUGGACACCACUGUCGUGGGCCCUGGAGAGGGGCCAUGAGGCCGUUGCACGGCUACUCCUUGAUACCGGCAAAGUCGAUGUUGAUAACAAAGACAAUGAUGGUUGGACACCACUGUCGCGGGCCGCGGAGGAGGGCCAUGAGGCCGUUGUACGGCUACUCAAGGCAGCGCGGUAG
Molecule: messenger RNA, 2916 nt
Organism: Chaetomium globosum CBS 148.51
Lineage: Eukaryota; Fungi; Ascomycota; Sordariomycetes; Sordariales; Chaetomiaceae
Exons: 4
Coding region: 1-2916 (971 amino acids)
Molecular function (GO): protein binding
Source: RefSeq, a predicted model, not a curated record